Molecule: messenger RNA, 1032 nt
Organism: Apis florea (little honeybee)
Lineage: Eukaryota; Metazoa; Arthropoda; Insecta; Hymenoptera; Apidae
Source: RefSeq, a predicted model, not a curated record
AAAAAAGUUAAACUCAUAUUUUUUUAUAACGAAACGAUAUUUAAUGCAUAAAAGAGUUACUAUUCUCAGGAAAGCUAUAAUCCCUCAAUAUUGCUCAGAAGUCGUAUGAUAACAUGUAUCGGGCCCAACGUAGAUGCCCGAUCUUUCUGGUUCUGGAAGAAGAAAUUGGUCGAAUACGGUAGCGGUAACUGCGGAUUGCCUUUGCCACCUCGCAUAGAUCUCGUUUGCAAGGGUUGCGAGUCAAAGUGUAUCGAGUUCGAGGAAGAGAAAAAGAAGAGGAGGAAAUUUUUCACGUUUAAAAAGAAGCCAGAGCCGAAAAAGAAGCCGGAUAAUUGCAAGGAGGAGGAGAAACCGGUUGAGGAGAAGUACACGUUGUGGGAGACGAUCUUUGGGCCAAAUCCAAAGAGGUUUUGGCCUGACCCGUGCACUUGCAAACUGGCGCUCAGGGCGAAGAGAAAUAAAAGGAUAUGCGAUCCGAGGUUGCAGGAUUCACGUUACGAAUUGACAGCUGGGGAUGUAUUUUUGUACACAGAAACGAUAAAACAGUGUCCAAAAGGUUGCAUGGAACCUCAACCGAAGCCUCCGCCGGCCUACAAGAUGCCUAGAGCGGCAUUGUCCAAAAUAUUGAGCACAGCCAGUUUGACAUCGAUUAACCGCACGACCAUCAAUCGGCUAAACGAGUGUAAAGAAAAUGUGAAACAGCAACUGGAACCGUGUAAAUUACCGUAUGAGGAAUUGAGGCCGAAAGAAAGAAAAAGAAAACCAUUCAAUUGUCUGUCGGGGAUUCGAUCGGAGGAUAUUAUUCAACCAAUGAAUAACGAUUUUCGUUCUCAUAAAAUUCCCCAACAACAAGUGAAGGAGAAACCAGAAAUAUUGAAAAUCUGCGAACAAGCUAAACAAAAGAAAAGAUCAUCCGAUAAGAAAAUCGAUUUAAAUGAAGUGGGUCAGAAAUUAUCUAGGAUAGAGCAAUUGAAAAUGCAAGUUAAACAAAAAGAUAUGUUUGAUUAUAAUUCGUGUUCUCCUUCUAAUUGA